AUGUACAGAGUUCGUAGGCAACACUCUUUGCAAGUCAGUCAUCAGAAGGAGCAUAUUUCUGCGAUGGUUUCGAGGCUACCGGAUUUUUCCUCGUACGAGCGACACGAACUGGUUGUGGAUGCAGGAAGUAACAAGGAAAAUAGUCACCCGCAUUCCAUGGCACUCAGAUUCAAGCAGCUCUCUAUAGGUAACUCCAGCAGUCAUCUUGACGUGGAGUCAGCUCACCGGUCAGAGGAUGUUCGUGCAAAGACAAACAUUUUUUGUAGCACUCCUGGACCAGACUGUCAAUUUGGUAACAGCCCUACGGCUAUCCGUCGAAGGCGUGUCGUCCGUAUCGCUUCACUGGAAAACCUUCCGGCCACUCCAAUACCAUUCCAAGAGCAAAUCAGUCCGGUUGCUAGUCCACCGAAGGGUGCGAAUCGAAGUCUAACAACACAGACUCCAUUGUCUUCCGCUACCGGUUGGUUUGAGCCACAAGCCGCCAAAGAUGUUAAAGGUGAACCGACCGAAAAAGAGGUUGCUUUGGCCGUGCGUCCAUCAGUUAUUCUCUCAAAAGGUGGAAAAAAGUCUGACGCCUUCCUGAAACGACUGACGCGGCACUUUCGGAUCGACAACAUGAUUUUGAAUCAGUCUUAUUGGGAAGUGUACGAAGCUGGAGACGCUCGAGCCACGUUGCUGAAACUAUGCAAACAAACAGACAGCUACAAAAAGUUUGCUGAUGUAUUCACCGCCCAUCGUCGCAAACAAACAAUACGGAAACUCGGUGAAGGCUGUUUCGGAGAAGUUUUCCAGUGUACCGCUAACUAUGUUGCUCCAGUUGACCUCCAUUCCACAACAGAAUCGCUGGUGGCCAUCAAAGUUAUUCCGAUUGAAGGUAGCGUUCGGUUCAACGGAGACUGUCAGAAGACGUUCAAUGAAGUUGUCUCGGAGGUCAUAGUUUCCAAGGAACUGACAGCUCUCAGCCUUGGACUGACCAACCGUACAGACAGCUUUGUUCAGUUACAAAAGUUGCACCUCGUUCAAGGCCGUUUCCCAUCCUAUCUAACCAAAGCCUGGGAUCAGUUUGACCGUGAACGAAAGUCUGAAAAUGAUCACCCACGCAUUUUCCCAGCCGAUCAACUGUGGCUGCUCGCUGAAUAUGCUUUUGGUGGAUCUGCCCUCGAAGACAAUAUGCCAAGUUGUCCCGCGGCACGUCUGGGUAUUCUACUUCAGGUCGGAUUUGCUUUGGCUGUUGCGGAAGCCGAGCUGAAAUUCGAACACCGUGACCUACAUUGGGGUAAUGUACUCAUCCGACAGACAGUUGGGGAAUCCAGCUCAACAGGUGGUCACAAUCGGUGUAUCAGCUGCGCCCGCACAGAAAAUGGUCCCGUGGAGGUUGUGAAAUUUCGUCUGAAUGAUCGAUCUUACGAGGUCCCCUCUUAUGGUUUUGCUGCGGUGAUUAUCGACUUCACACUAUCCAGACUUGAGCAAGACGGUGGAUUGGUCUAUGUGAACUUGGCUGCAGAUCCGGCAUUGUUCGAAUCCCAAGGCGAUUACCAAUUCGACGUCUACCGUCUCAUGCGCAAGCACAAUAAAGAUCAAUGGGAGCGAUUUCACCCUAGGACAAAUGUUUUUUGGCUCCACUAUUUGGCUACCAAGUUGCUCCCCGAGAGCACCACACCUGUAGCAUGCCAUCACGACGCUUUCGUGCAACGGUUGACAGACUUGGAACGCAGUCUCAGCACAGAUCAAUGGGAGCGAUUUCACCCUAGGACAAAUGUUUUUUGGCUCCACUAUUUGGCUACCAAGUUGCUGCCCGAGAGCACCACACCUGUAGCAUGCCAUCACGACGCUUUCGUGCAACGGUUGACAGACUUGGAACGCAGUCUCAGCACGUUUGGUUUCGAAUCAGCAUGUGAUCUGGUUCGACGACAUGUGGCGUUCAACUCAUGUUGUUGUGAAUAACUGGAUGUCUGUCGUGUUUCCCCCCUGUCCCUGUACAUACAUACCAGGCUUCAGGUGUU
Opisthorchis viverrini is the source of this 2003-nucleotide messenger RNA. RefSeq lists its product as hypothetical. Gene Ontology annotation, biological process: protein phosphorylation; mitotic cell cycle; intracellular signal transduction. Gene Ontology annotation, molecular function: ATP binding; histone H3T3 kinase activity. The transcript has 13 exons. Bases 1 to 1944 code for a protein of 647 amino acids. NCBI's taxonomy places the organism in Eukaryota, Metazoa, Platyhelminthes, Trematoda, Opisthorchiida, Opisthorchiidae. The record is from RefSeq and is a predicted model, not a curated record. Gene Ontology annotation, cellular component: cytoplasm; nucleus.